Molecule: messenger RNA, 1193 nt
Organism: Xiphias gladius (swordfish)
Lineage: Eukaryota; Metazoa; Chordata; Actinopteri; Istiophoriformes; Xiphiidae
Gene: rnasekb
Product: ribonuclease, RNase K b
Exons: 3
Coding region: 154-459 (101 amino acids)
Molecular function (GO): RNA endonuclease activity
Source: RefSeq, a predicted model, not a curated record
GGUUGCCGAAGUCAUCCGAGUGAAAGCGACUGUUGAGGAUCAGCUGACCGUGAAGCUCGGUCUGGCUGUCGUCCGUCGGCAAAACGUCUCUCAGUUUUUAGUGAAUCCGAAAGAAAAUCAGCCUCUGACUGAUCGAUAGGACCCAAGACCGACAUGCCGUCGCUUCUGUUCUGCGGGCCGAAGAUGGCCGCUUGCGGAAUAGUGAUCAGCAUCUGGGGGGUCAUCAUGCUGGCGAUGCUGGGAAUCUUCUUCAGCGCCAAGUCAGCCGUGCUGAUCGAGGACGUCCCGUUCACCGAGGAGGACAUUCAUAACGAUAAAAAUCCUCCUCAGAACAUCUACAGUCUGUACAACCAGGUCAGCAUCAACUGCUUCAUCGCUGCCGCCAUCUACGUGGCGGUGGGCGCCGUCUCCCUCUGCCAGGUCCGACUCAACAAGCGCCAGGAGUACAUGGUCACAUAAGGAGCCGCGGGGAGGACCCGAGCCUGACCUCUGACCUCCGACCGCCUGACACCGGCAGCUGCAGGUCAUCUUCUGUCCACGCAGUUUACAUUAGGAUUAUCUGAGUUCGGGGCGAUCUGGUGGUGACGGGAGGUGGUCGGGCGUCACCGGUCAGGCCCAACUAUUUAUCUUCAAGUGAAAAGCUUCCAUGUGUUUGUCGUCUGUUGUGAUGUUUGUUGUUGUUGUCGUUGUCGUCGUCGGAUGAAACCUUGCAUCAUUCCUUCGAACGGGUCAUUCAUUCAAACGACCAAACGCUGGGCCAUUUUGGCUUCAGAACUCCUGCAUGUCCCAUUUAUUUCCUGGAUUGGAAUUAACACCCUCAGCUAAAGCAGCAGAAGCUAACGUGAAAAGAAAUCAGCCCUUUCGGAGGUUUGGAGGUGACGCCUUGACAGUAGAAAGACGGAGUCACUUUUAUCAGUUUUAUAUAUUUUCUAGUUCUGAGCUUCAGCUUGAACGGAAGAAACAUGGUUGUACCCGCCAAAGUAAACGUGUCAAGGUGUCGCUUCCAGCGAGCUGCCGACAGCAAACCCACCUUCAGGUCCUCCCGCUGUUUUCUGAAGAAAUAAAAAUGUUGAAGUAAAAGUGUCCACAUGCCGUUUGUUACUAAAGCCACCGUGGCUCAAACUGAAAGGUGUUUAUGUGACAAAACAAUUAUGGUGGAUGAUCCUUUGCAAUAAAGUGAGUGUGUGUAAAGA